Molecule: messenger RNA, 927 nt
Organism: Dothidotthia symphoricarpi CBS 119687
Lineage: Eukaryota; Fungi; Ascomycota; Dothideomycetes; Pleosporales; Dothidotthiaceae
Product: L-lactate dehydrogenase
Exons: 2
Coding region: 1-927 (308 amino acids)
Biological process (GO): carboxylic acid metabolic process
Cellular component (GO): cytoplasm
Molecular function (GO): L-lactate dehydrogenase (NAD+) activity
Source: RefSeq, a predicted model, not a curated record
AUGUCUCCAAACUCCAAGCUCACUUCCACCAUCGCCAUCGUUGGUGCCGGCGACGUAGGCGCCACAAUCGCCUACUCGCUCAUCAUGAACCCCGUCGCAGGCGAAAUCCUGCUCGUCGACCCUAAGGAAGAAGUUCGAGAUGCCCAAGUCCAGGACCUGUCCGACGCGACCUUCCAUGGCAACACCAGCACACGCGUGCGCGCAGGGACGCACAAGGAAGCCGGACAGUGCGACAUCAUCGUCAUGACAGCAGGCGCAAAGCAGAAGAAGGGCGAAAGCAGAACCGACCUAGUCGGCCGCAACAAAGCCAUCCUCUCCUCCGCCAUCGACGACAUGAAACCCUUCGCAUCCGACACUAUCCUGCUCCUCGUCGCGAACCCCGUCGACGUCCUCACCUACUUCGCCCAGCAAUUCAGCGACCUCCCCAAAAACCAGGUUAUCGGCUCAGGCACGUUCCUCGACAGCGCCAGGCUGCGGGGUAUAUUAGCCGCCAAGGCAGAAGUCGCUGCGAGCAGCAUCGAAGCGUUCGUAUGCGGCGAACACGGCGAGUCACAAUUCGUCGCAUGGAGCAAAGCGAGCAUCGGGGGUGUACCACUCGAACUUGCCCUGCCGUCAAACAUCAAACUAGAUAAAAAUGCGGUGGCCGAGGAGACGAAGAACAAGGCGAAUAACAUCAUUGAGAACAAGGGCGUGACGAAUUACGGUAUUGGUGGUGUGGCGGCGAGUAUUUGUAAGAGUAUCAUGUUUGAUGAAAAGAAUAUCCUCCCUGUUAGCCACUGGCAGGAGGAUCUGGGCGUGUGUCUUAGUAUUCCUGCGGUUGUGGGGCGGAAGGGCGUGGUUAGGACGGUGGAGAUGGGAUUUAGUGGUGAGGAGAAGGAGGCGCUGCAGAAGAGUGCGAAGACGCUGAAGGAGGUGCUUGAGGCGUAG